Messenger RNA from Ochotona curzoniae (black-lipped pika), 1649 nucleotides. RefSeq names its product sprouty RTK signaling antagonist 3 (gene SPRY3). The coding region runs from base 490 to 1356 and encodes 288 amino acids. Gene Ontology annotation, cellular component: membrane; cytosol. The transcript is spliced from 2 exons. The record is from RefSeq and is a predicted model, not a curated record. Gene Ontology annotation, biological process: multicellular organism development; negative regulation of Ras protein signal transduction; negative regulation of fibroblast growth factor receptor signaling pathway. NCBI's taxonomy places the organism in Eukaryota, Metazoa, Chordata, Mammalia, Lagomorpha, Ochotonidae.
AGAGGAGAAGGAGGAGGAGAAAGAAGAGGAGGAGGAGAAAGAGGAGAAGGAGGUGAACAACUUACCCUGCUGAGCUUCCUUUGGGGAAUUCGAACAUCAAGAUUUAGAUCAGCAUGUAAAAUCUACACCAAGUGUCUGCCAACUACAGGUCGGACUCCCUUCCCCUUACCCAUUUUCAUUUUUCCUCUCCGUUUUUUCUGCUGUAUCGGAAAGACCAAGACAAAACUGUCUCUGUUUCUAGCUCCACUGCCAGUGAAGGAGUUUUCAUUCAGACUUUCCGAAGAGAGGUGGACAAACCUAAAGAUUCGGGAGAAGAGGUCCUGUGCACUAUAUGAGCCUUUGGUCUUUUGCUUUUCUCAGCAUGGAUAAACCCUUUCCUCAAGGAUUUUCUGAUGUGCCCUGAGGUCCAUGUAACUACAAGGGCUCCUCUUUAUCACCUUAAGUGCCACUCUGACCCCAAACCACUCAGAACUUACAACUCAAGGCAAGAUGGAUGCUGCAGUGACAGAUGAUUUCCAACAAAUUCUGCCUAUUGAACAGCUGCGCUCUACUCAUGCUAGCAAUGAUUAUGUGGAACGGCCUCCAGCCCCCUGUAAACAGGCCCUCUCCAGCCCUUCCCUUGCUGUGCAAACCCACAAAUCUGAUUGGUCCCUGGCUACCAUGCCUACUGCUCUCCCUCGCAGUCUUAGCCAGUGCCAUCAGUUGCAGCCCUUGCCUCAGCAUCUGAGCCAAUCUAGCAUUGCCAGUUCGAUGUCCCAUAGCACCACUGCCUCUGAUCAAAGGCUUUUGGCUAGCAUAACGCCCUCACCUUCAGGCCAGUCCAUCAUCCGAACCCAGCCUGGAGCAGGGACUCACCCAAAGGCUGAUGGUGCUCUGAAGGGAGAAGCUGAGCAAUCUGCAGGGCAUCAAAGUGAGCACCUCUUCAUCUGUGAGGAGUGUGGGCGCUGCAAGUGUGUCCCCUGCACAGCAGCUCGCCCCCUCCCCUCCUGCUGGCUGUGCAACCAGCGUUGCCUUUGCUCUGCUGAGAGCCUCCUCGAUUAUGGCACUUGUCUCUGCUGUGUCAAGGGCCUCUUCUAUCACUGUUCCACUGAUGAUGAAGACAACUGCGCAGAUGAGCCCUGCUCCUGUGGGCCUAGCUCCUGCUUCGUCCGCUGGGCAGCCAUGAGUCUCAUCUCCCUCUUCCUACCCUGCCUCUGCUGCUACCUGCCUACCCGUGGAUGCCUCCAUCUGUGCCAGCAGGGCUAUGAUAGCCUCCGGCGACCAGGCUGCCGCUGUAAGAGGCACACCAACACUGUGUGCAGAAAAAUCUCUUCUAGUAGUGCACCCUUCCCCAAGGCCCAGGAAAAGUCUGUAUGACUUUCCGACAUGAUGGAUCCAGAGCUUUCUCCUUCUAGCCCCAAUCACUAAAGGAUAGGCCUCAUCUUUGGAAAGGAGGAGUAACAAACUAGCCAAAGUUAGGCCUCACCUCUUUUAUUCUUGCAGCGUCAGGGGAAUGGCCAAGUUCAUCCUGGUGCAGGAUGCCUUGUUCUUUCUCACACUUUCAAUCCCAUUCCUCCUCAAACUUUACACACCCUGCCAGUUCAGCCCUUAUGGCUGCCUUGGCAAAUUCAGGUGAUACAUGGGCAUGAGGUUUGAACACUGAGGACUGA